Molecule: messenger RNA, 999 nt
Organism: Paramecium octaurelia
Lineage: Eukaryota; Ciliophora; Oligohymenophorea; Peniculida; Parameciidae
Source: the annotation of a GenBank genome assembly
AAUACAGUCGUUAUGCGGUCGCCAUCUCUAUUUUCACCAGUAUUAAUCUUUGAGAUAAUAAAAGUCUAAGCAGCAAAGAUAUGAAAAGCAAAAUGGGUCUUUUUAAACAUUUUCAACAACCAAUUAAGUGAACAAAGCUCAAUUAGCUGAUUUUCGAAAAGAAAUACGCAACAAUAUUAGUUAAAGAGAACCUUUUGUACCACAAUAGGAAAAUAAGCCAAUCUCACUAACAAACUGGAAGAAGCAUGAAAGAAAAAAUACGUAAUUUUUGAAAUUAAUUAUAGAGAUGGCAAUGUGGCUAAAUAUAUGGCAAGAUCUUCUCCUAAGAAAAGUUUACCUGGUGGAUUAAAUGUAGAAGAGAUCUUGUAAGUAUAUAUUUUAUUCUUAGCAACAGCCAAAAGAAAUUUAUAGAUAAGAAUCAGUCACAAAAUACUUUUUAUUAUUAACAAUAAAGAAAGGUGGAUUAACUAUUUAAAAAGGACCAAAACGAUUCUUUUAGUAAAUAAGACAAUUCAUUCUCUAAUUUAUUGAAACCAAAGAGGUCAUCUUAAGCUCUGUUAUCAAGAUAAUCAGGAAGAGAUUAAUCUCCAAUUAACUUAGAAAGAUUUAGAAGUUGGGACACAAAGUUAGAUCUUCAACUAAAGCAAUUAAAUAAUUCUAAAGAUAUUAGUUUCUAUAAAUAUUCUUAAUAAAAUUAAAAAGAGAAUAUUUAUGAGACUAGCAAACCACUUUAAACCAAGGAUAUCUUUAAUAUCAAUAAAAAUGCCAAUAACUUUAAUAAAUUUUUAAAGAGUUCUUCUCCGCCUAAAUUUAUAGAAAAGAUACCCUUAACAGAAAUAGUUAAAAUGCAAUCAUAUUUCUCAUAAUUACCCACUGUGGAAAUCACAACCAUCCCAAGAGGGUAAAUUUUUAUUUAUAUUUUUAAGAUAUAUAUAAGAACUAUAAAAUUUAUAGUAAACACUGGCUAGAGUAGUCAGAUAGUCAUCAUAAAUUAUUUGA